ACCUCAUCACCCGAGGAUAUGUGUAGCUGAGUGCUGUACCUAGCUGCACCUGCUGCCAUAAGGUGCAGACUGGGAGGAAGGAGGCAGCAACCACCAAGACCUCGAGAACAAGGUGCUAAUUAAGGGGAGGUGAAGCCUCAUGCUUUCUAUACUGACUGCAACUGUGGAGCAUCUAAACACGCCUCUGCUGGUUUUGGUGGUUGCUUCUGGGGUGUGGAGGCUUCCCCGCCUUGAUGGAUUAUACACUCCAGCCCAACGUGACAACACUGACCGAGUACUAUCCCGAUAUCUCCUUGAGCCCCUGCGAUGAGGAAUUUAUCCAGAGAGACAGCAAGAUGCUUCUUGCUGUCCUUUACUGCCUGCUGUUUGUAGUCGGCCUUCUGGGGAACAGCCUGGUCAUCCUGGUUCUGGUGGCCUGCAAGAAGCUGAGGAGCAUCACCGAUAUAUACCUCUUGAACCUGGCCCUGUCUGACUUGCUUUUUGUCUUCUCCUUCCCCUUCCAGACCCACUACCAGCUAGACCAGUGGGUGUUCGGGACUGUAAUGUGCAAGGUGGUCUCUGGUUUUUAUUACAUUGGCUUCUUCAGCAGCAUGUUCUUCAUCACGCUCAUGAGCGUGGACAGGUACCUGGCGAUCGUCCACGCUGUGUAUGCCAUAAAAGUGAGGACAGCCAGGAAGGGCAUAGUCCUGAGUCUGGCAGUGUGGCUGACCGCCAUUGUGGCCUCCAGCCCAUUGCUAGUGUUUUACCAAGUGGAGUCUGAAGAUGGUGUUCUACAGUGCUACUCGUUUUAUAAUCAGCAAACCUUGAAGUGGAAGAUCUUCACCCACUUUGAAAUGAACAUCUUGGGCCUCUUGAUCCCCUUCACCAUCCUGAUGUUCUGCUACAUUAGCAUCCUGCACCAGCUGAAGAGUUGCCAAAACCAGAACAAGACCAAGGCCAUCAAGCUGGUGCUCAUCGUGGUCAUUGCCUCGUUCCUCUUCUGGGUCCCGUUCAACCUGGUCCUCUUCCUCACAUCUCUGCACAACCUGCACAUCUUGGAUGGCUGCGUCGUGAGCCAGCAGCUGAUUUCUGCCACCCAUGCCACAGAAACCAUUUCCUUCACUCACUGCUGUGUGAACCCUGUUAUCUACGCGUUCAUGGGUGAGAAGUUCAAGAAAAGUGUUGCAGAAGUGUUGCAGAAAAGUUGCAGCUACAUCUUCUUCCUCGUGGGAAGACGGAUUCCCCGGGAGUCCUCUGAAAGGAUAUCAUCCUUCUAUCAGCACUCUUCCCGCUCCUCCAGUGCAGACUACAUCUUGUGAGACCCCAAAGCAGGCCCUGCGUUCGUCAUCCUUCUUGUCUUUUUAAUAAUUUUUAAAAGUCUAUUUCCUCCAUGAGCAAGAGAGAAAAAUAAAGCAUGCCAACCAGGUCCAAACUGAGAUCAACUCCCAGCCUCGGCUAGUCCUGGGUCACGUGCAUAGAAUUGUGUAUUCAGGGAUGGCUCCAGACACAGGCUUGGAACCAUCCAAUGCAGGAUUGACUGUCUUGUAGAAUCACGUUUUAGAGCUCUGCCACCAACUGACCCCUCCCACUGUUUUUUAAAGAGACCAAAUUGACAUAGUGGACUCUGAGGCUACACAAAGGGACGCUCUUAGAACUUUGGUUAUAGACACAAGACUUAUUUUCUGAUAUUUGAUGAGUCUCUACUAUUGCAAGUUAAUCUCAUCUUUCAAAAAUAUUGCUACUAUUUUUCUGGAAAUAGUCUGUAUAUUUCACUGUAUGUUUACAGUAGAAUUUUGGUUAUUGAUAUAAUCUUGACAGA
This is a messenger RNA of Tupaia belangeri chinensis (Chinese tree shrew), 1798 nucleotides long. RefSeq names its product C-C motif chemokine receptor 8 (gene CCR8). NCBI's taxonomy places the organism in Eukaryota, Metazoa, Chordata, Mammalia, Scandentia, Tupaiidae. Gene Ontology annotation, cellular component: membrane; external side of plasma membrane. The record is from RefSeq and is a predicted model, not a curated record. Gene Ontology annotation, molecular function: C-C chemokine binding; C-C chemokine receptor activity. The transcript is spliced from 3 exons. Gene Ontology annotation, biological process: calcium-mediated signaling; G protein-coupled receptor signaling pathway; cell chemotaxis. Bases 234 to 1298 code for a protein of 354 amino acids.